GACACAACCGAGGGAAAGUGCUCGGAGGGGGAGGGGUGUCCCGUCGGCAGGCACACAGACAGCAGGCAGCAGCUGCAGCGAGAGGAGCCGCUACCGUUACUCCGCAUUAACACAUUCACAUUACGAUUUUUAGCUCGGGACACAUAGGACAGCAACACACACACAUUUAACAAUGGUAGACCGCGAGCAACUGGUGCAGAAAGCCAGGCUGGCCGAGCAGGCAGAGAGGUAUGAUGAUAUGGCAGCUGCCAUGAAAUCGGUCACAGAGCUGAAUGAAGCACUAUCCAAUGAGGAGAGGAACCUGCUCUCUGUAGCCUAUAAGAAUGUGGUUGGGGCAAGGCGUUCAUCCUGGCGCGUCAUCUCCAGCAUUGAGCAGAAGACGUCGGCCGACGGUAAUGAGAAGAAGAUCGAGAUGGUGCGGGCCUACCGGGAAAAGAUCGAGAAGGAGCUGGAGGCUGUCUGCCAGGACGUGCUCAACCUCCUCGACAACUUCCUGAUCAAGAACUGCAACGAGACGCAGCACGAGAGCAAAGUGUUCUACCUGAAGAUGAAGGGCGACUACUACCGUUACCUGGCCGAGGUGGCCACGGGGGAGAAGCGAGCCUCAGUGGUGGAGUCCUCCGAGAAGUCCUACAGCGAGGCCCAUGAGAUCAGCAAGGAGCACAUGCAGCCCACCCACCCCAUCCGCCUGGGCCUGGCUCUCAACUACUCCGUCUUCUACUAUGAGAUCCAGAACGCCCCGGAGCAGGCAUGCCACCUGGCCAAGACCGCCUUCGACGACGCCAUCGCCGAGCUGGACACCCUCAACGAGGACUCCUACAAAGACUCCACUCUCAUCAUGCAGCUGCUACGAGACAACUUGACGCUGUGGACGAGCGACCAGCAGGACGACGAGGGAGGAGAGGGCAACAACUAAAGAGUCCAAAACCUCAUUCUGCCAAAACAACACAACACGCGCGCUCACAAAUGAUGACAAAAUAAUAAUAAUAGUAAAAAAGUUCUUAGAAAUUUAAAAAAAGGGGAAGGGGGAGGGGGCAGUGGAACAUCGGCGGCCAAUUUAGCCGAUGGUACUAACGUGGCUGCUGUUCUUUAUUUUUCCACAAAUUAAAAGUGAAAAAAGUAGGAGGAGGGAAGACGAUUUUAGUUUGAGAAAUAACAUACAAUUAAAAAAAAAAAAAAAAGAAUGAAAACCCCCUCCUUGAUAGCCUCUGCAGCAUUUGCCAAAAUACCACUUAGAAGCAAGAGGUAUGUCAUUCAUAACAGUGUGACCAUUGGGUAAAGAUGCCUUCACACUGGCAGAGACUGGUCUCAUCGCGCAAAUGAAGCUGAGGUGUCUUAUUGUAUUCAUUGAGGGGCGGAGCAUUCAGAAAUUGAGUUCAAUGCUUGAGCAACACGAAAAUUAGAGUAACCUUGAAUGUCACGGCCUUGCUUAGCAAGAGAGAGAAAGACAGAGAGAGAGAAAGAGAGAGUGAGUGAGAGAGCAGACGGGUUACAGAGAUGAAGACGGGGCUUUUAGGGGUGUCCAACUUCAUUGCGUAACUUCAAACGUACCAACGUGGCAUCUUUAGUUGCACCACACUACGAUCGUCGAGUGAAAAGCAGGUUGUCUCUGUUAUCGAAGAUAACAUUUAAGAAAAAUAUGUUUUUGUUUUGCUUUGUGUCAGGUGUGUGUCCAGCUCAGUCACACAGUCAUACUGUAACUAAAAAUACAAAUUCAUAAAGUAAACUUAGUGCAGCUUGUCCCUCUCAUGUGCUGAUGUGCUUUAUUAAAUAAAUUAACUGUUUUUGGACACCUAAUUCUUAUUGUCAGUAUUGUCGUUACUAUAACAACUUCUAUUGGCGCCUUAUGUUUGGAGGAAACGAUUUGAUUUGAAGAAAUUCAGAUAGAAAGAUAAAAAUGGAAAUUGAACCUCUUAAAAAAAAAUGUAGUGAUGGGAAAUUAUCAUGAGUCCACCCUUAUUCUCCAAUUAUGCUAUCUUCAUAACAAUCAGUAGGAUCUCUGAAAUGGCACCUGGAACCACAGAGUCGAUUAGUGAACUACAUAAUUUUUGGGCAGAGCACAUGCAAUGUUAAGUGGAAGCUCUAAAAGCAGAUUUGAGAAUUGUGGAUUUACUUUGUCUUCAGUUUCUUAUUGGUCAAGAAAUGCACUUGCCUAUUAUACUGUUUCUUCAGUGUAAGAUGAUAACUGCUCCAAUAUUCUCCAUAAUACAAUAUUGUGCAUGCUGGUGAUGUAUUUAUACAGUAGCUUCAAUUUAUUAACUUAUACUGUAGAUGUUAUGUAUUCAUAUGAACAUGGAAUUACUAGACCUUAAUCAGAUUAUUUUCUAUUUAUUUCUUUUUAUUGCGAUUGUUAGCUAGACCUUAUUUUAAUCUGUGUUUUCUUUACUCCAUUUGCUGAAGUACGCUAUACCAAAACAGUGAUUGUUAACAAUAAAUUGAUCUGUUAAGGACAUCAGUAUGGUGACAUGCAAUUCUUGGUAAGGGUGACCAAAAAAAGAAAACAUAUUGGCUUGUGAUAUAUGACAGUGUUAGCGAGUGUGUUAAAAGUUUUAGGUGGUCUCGGAUUUAUAAUUACAUUGGCAGUCACACAAGUAAAUAAUGAUAACUGAAAUACACUAGGUAUUAAAUAAUAAAACAUUGCAAAAUUUUCCUGACUACAUUUGGUUUACUAAACAACUAAAUUCUGUUAAAUAAAGUCCCGCAGGACCAUGAGGGGAAUGUUUUGUAGUGCAGUAAAGGACUUCUGUAGCUGACUUAAUUCAACUGCGUGAAAAACACACUACCACUAUUCAGUCAGUACGCCAGAGGUGAAGCAUUUCAUGUUUCAGUGAGGACACUUGGUUGUCAACUCGGUUCUAAAAUAAUGCACCAUUUAGAUAUUUAUACAUGCAUUUAGAACUAUCCUUACAAAAUUGUGUUACUGCAGUGCACCAUGGGGUCUAACAUAUUUCAACUGAGUGCGAGAGAUGGCUCAAGGACAUUAAGUACAAAAAGUUUUUCAUUAAAAAAAUCAGAAUUCAAAGCAUGCUCUACUAGACAGUAGAUAAGACCAUUAAGUGGUUAACUAUCUAUCUUCUACAAAGACAAGCAAAAGAGGAAAAUACAUAGGUACAGAUCAUAGACUAUAAAAAAAAUAAUGGACGUAGCCACCAUGACGUCACUCAUUGAUUUGUGGACUCCAUGAAUGUAUUAUAAGAGCUGGAUACGGGACUGAAAAUGGUGUCUAUUCAGUCCAAUAAAAAUUGCUCAACUGGCGCAUGCGCCAAAAGAGUUUCUAGCUUCCGGGUUUGCUUCCAGAGGUAUGCGGCCCACUGAAUUUGCGCAGUAUUGUUUUUCCCGCUAGCCCCGCCCGCAAGUUCACACUCAGCCCAUAGACUUUACAUUGUGGUCACAGAUUUUUAAAUCGCCUGUCUCA
Thunnus maccoyii (southern bluefin tuna) is the source of this 3415-nucleotide messenger RNA. RefSeq names its product 3-monooxygenase/tryptophan 5-monooxygenase activation protein, gamma polypeptide 1 (gene ywhag1). The transcript has 2 exons. NCBI's taxonomy places the organism in Eukaryota, Metazoa, Chordata, Actinopteri, Scombriformes, Scombridae. Gene Ontology annotation, biological process: signal transduction. Gene Ontology annotation, cellular component: cytoplasm. The coding region runs from base 173 to 916 and encodes 247 amino acids. The record is from RefSeq and is a predicted model, not a curated record. Gene Ontology annotation, molecular function: protein kinase C binding.